CUCGCUGACUUCGGCUAUGCUCUCAUUGCUACAGUCGCACGUGGUCCACCAUGUGGCACAGUAGAAUAUAUGCCUCCAGAGAUAAUCAGCGAAACAACUUUUAACCACACCGUUGAUAACUGGGCCGUUGGAGUACUUCUAUAUGAGAUGCUGGUGGGACAGUCACCGUUCCAUUAUGAUGACACAGCAGAAAUUGUUGAUGCGAUUAUUGCAUGCAAUUUUAUGAUACCGAGAUCCGUGAGGCAAGAACCGGCAGAAUUGAUAAAGCAGUUGAUUGUGAAGGAGGCUGCCAGAAGGGCAUCCCUCACCGAUGUCAUGUCUCACUCCUGGAUCACAAGCAUGUCAGGAAUUUCCGCAAACUGA
Molecule: messenger RNA, 363 nt
Organism: Strongylus vulgaris
Lineage: Eukaryota; Metazoa; Nematoda; Chromadorea; Rhabditida; Strongylidae
Source: the annotation of a GenBank genome assembly